AUGCCCCACAUCACCCUGGCCCCAGACGUUCGCAGGCGACCGAGGCACGUCACAACCGAACACCCCACGCGAUGCAGCUCCGGGGACCGCAUUCGGGUAAAUAAAGACGCCAUCGCCCAGCAUGAAAGCGUUUCUAACAAAUUCGAUCCCCUAAGGAGUACACCAGCUGAAACACCUUUUAAAAGUGCCCUGGUCAUUGGAGAUUCUAUACUCAGGAACACUAACAUUGAGGCACCAAACACCAUAGUCGACUGUAUACCGGGAGCCAGAACGUCUGACAUUAGAUCCAAACUUAAAGUGCUGGCUAAUGCUAAGCGGAAGUUUUCUAAGAUUGUUAUUCACGCCGGCACGAAUGACACCAGACUCCGACAGUCGGAAAUCACCAAAGAUACUAUUAAGGAGAUGUGUGAAAUUGCAAAAACAAUGUCAGACAAUGUAAUAUGCUCUGGCCCCCUCCCCGCCUACCGGGGAGAUGAAACACAUAGUAGAUUAGUCUCUUUCAAUGGCUGGAUGUCAAAGUGGUGCCCUCAGCAUAAUGUAGGGUUUAUAGACAAUUGGAAGCAUUUCUGGGGAAGACCAUUCCUCCUAACCCGAGAUGGCCUUCAUCCGUCAUCGGAAGGAAGUGCUAUACUCACUAGAAAUCUGAUCAAUAGUCUUAAUUCUGAUAUAGUCUGA
This is a messenger RNA of Paramisgurnus dabryanus, 675 nucleotides long. The record is from RefSeq and is a predicted model, not a curated record. Lineage: Eukaryota; Metazoa; Chordata; Actinopteri; Cypriniformes; Cobitidae.